Messenger RNA from Sphaeramia orbicularis (orbiculate cardinalfish), 3797 nucleotides. RefSeq names its product orofacial cleft 1 candidate 1 (gene ofcc1). Bases 1 to 3474 code for a protein of 1157 amino acids. NCBI's taxonomy places the organism in Eukaryota, Metazoa, Chordata, Actinopteri, Kurtiformes, Apogonidae. The record is from RefSeq and is a predicted model, not a curated record. The transcript is spliced from 24 exons.
AUGAAUGUUUACAAAGCAGUGGACUGCGUCAUCAUCACCUUGACAACUAAGGGCAAGCUGACGAUGGAGGAAGAGGGAGAAUUCAGACCCCAAAAGAAGUUACAGCAGAAGGCUCUGCAGCAACCUAAGCAGAAGAAAUCCAAGUCGGCUGAAUUUCUGAUGGGGAGAGAGGAUAGAGCUGCUGUGGUGGGCAUAGAAAACCCAGCUUUUGAUGGAGGAGGAAGCACCGAGCUUUCCGUUCCUCCAGUUUGGCUGGGGAGAGAAAUUCGAGGUGACAGGCCAGAUAGCACCCUUGCAGCUCACCAAAAAAAAAUGGAGCUGCAAGCCCCUGCCAAAGAAAGAGGAAAUGAACACGCUCAAAAUUACUUUGACCCAUCGUCGGCAGAGCAGACAGACCCAAGGCAUUGCAUGAUGGCUGGGGUCAACACUGAAGAUGAGCUAGAAUUAACGAUGCUGAAUGCAGAUGAAAAGAGGCUAUAUGAAAGAAUGGCUGCUUUACUGGAUGAGGACAAUACCUUCAUAGAUAUACCUGGUACGCUGAUACCCUCCAGGGAUGAGGAGGUGUUGGAGGUGAAGGCGGGUGAUCCGGUGCUUCAGCGGCGACUGCUGCUCCAUGGUGGAGCUGAUGCCUCGGGCACCAGGCCCUCCCAGGCCCAUACCAUUGCCAAAACUCAGGCUAGGGCUGGUGCUCGGGUUGGAGAGAAGGCUGGAGUCAAAGCAGGGAGGAUGAUAAUGGGCAAGGAGAGCACUGUAAAAACGAGGACAGGAGAGGAUGUGAUACCCCACUACGCUCAGCAGCUGAGGGAGCGUGUGCGGCCUGACAUGAUCACGCUUGGCAGCCUUUCACUGCAGCAGCAAGCUGCUCAGAAAGGACCGCUGAGGAGGAGUGAGUGGGCAAAGAGAAAGAAGAGACUUAUAGCCCUUUUCACCGGGAAUUUUAAGGAUCCCCAUUCACAAAGAGAUGGUGACAAUGCAUUAAGAGAAGUACCACAACCAAGGCUCAACACACUAUUUCAGGGCAGCAGAACCACUGAAAGCCCGUCACUCAGAGUGCUGGGUGAAGGCCAGGAGGAAGCAAUGGCCAAAUACAGCCAGAUGACAGAGCACCCGGAAUCCUCCUCCUCGUCAUCACAGCCCCUGUGGCAGGAGAUCCAGAGCACAACUCCCCAGCCUGUGGAGGUGUGUGUGUGUUGUCUGAGAGCUACCAGAGACAAGCUUCCCAGAGGCCGCUACAGCAUCAAAGUGGCCCUUCACAGCCGUCUGUGGGGUCCGGUCCUGUCCUGUUGCAGCAAGAAAGAGCAGCAACAAUGGGCUGUGUCCACCGAGCCAGUCGAGCAUCGCGGUCACUUCUUUGACACUGAUCUGCACAUUAACCAAAGUCUGUCAAUGAUCUUACCUGCAACCUGUGAGGCCAUACCCUCCAUGGUCCUGGUUUUCCAACUUAUCGCUCUACCAGGAAAGAGUCGCCACAUUAGUUCGGUGAUGGCCUGGGGGGCAUUUCCUAUUUAUGGCCCGAGCCUCAGUCUCGUCCAGGGCAGGUUCAAAACCCCUCUGCUAAGGGGCGAACCCACCAGACAACUGGACCAGUUUAGAAAGAUUGAAGCCCUCAUCUCCUCUGACCUUGACCACUGGCUGUGUAACCUGUACUUUCAGGUAAAGAGGCUCCCUUCUGGAACUUUAGGGGCACCAGAACGCUGUAUCACCCUAUCUAUCCCCCCAUCAAAUCCACCUGUUGUGCCCCAUCCUGAGGUCCAUCUCGACCAACCCCAGGAUCAGCUGCCAGCCCAGCCCCACCUCCACCCCCACCCUUUGUCCCACCUCCCCUCACAAUCCCAGUUCCAACUUCAGCCUAUGAAUCCCCAGUCCCAGUUAUACUCCCAACACCACCUGCAUGCAGGACCCAGCAACCGAGCAGGAGAAACAGCUGUGGUACAUUCUCACCGGGGGUCUUCUCUCCACCUGUCAGCUGAUUCUGCUUGCUCUUCCUCAUCUUUGCCAGGGAAGAAUGGCUCCUCAGGAGCCAUUUCAGGAAACACAGGAGAGAAGAGUGAUCCAUGCAGAGAGAAAGCAGAGGGUGGGAUCCAGUACAAGAAGAAGCCAAUCAAGAAGACAAAUAGCUGCGGCCCCAGCAUGAGCGGCAGCAGCGCACCGCCUCGGCAGGCAGACAAACAGAAGACGCAGCCUUCAACGGAGAACCUCUCCACGGAGGAGAUGGAGGAGUAUACAUUCUCCCUACAAUCAGCACCGAGAAGACCUGGUCCCAUCUCCUCACGUCUGUCCGGCCGAACCCGCCUGGCUCUUCGCAUGCUGCCCUCCGAGCUGGGCCUGCCGUUGCUGUGGCAACAACAACAGCAUAGUAGCUGGCGUGGCUCCGUUCGGCAGCUCGGCCUCAUUAUGCUGCUUCUGGCUUUGAUGUGGUUUGUGAGGCUCUACCUGCAUUACUGCAGCCAGUGGCUCUACCUCCAGGCCAUAGCAGUUCCUGUCAACAAAUUCCAGUUCCAUGCACACACGGUGGACCUCAUAUACCAGAGUUCUUUGCUCCACACCCGCGAGGAGCUGGCUAUGGUGGUGGUGGGUCCCCUGACCUUGAACGCAGUAACGUUCCUGCUGGUUCUGAUCAGAUGGGGCUGUCAACAGAUAUUUGGCUCACUCCCUUCCUUCACGUCAAAGUUUAUCAUGGCUCAGGGAGUGUGGACAGUCCUCGACCCCCUGGCAGUCUUUGCAGUGGACGCCGUCCUCGGGCGUCUCACCUACAGCCCAGAAACACCAGUGGGUGAUGCUGCCAAGCUCUACUGGCACUUCUACCGGGCGGACCAAUCAGGUGCAGCGGGGGUAAUCAUCACUCUGUUCCUUUAUGCAGUCCUUACCCUUCUCUCCAUCACCAUCCUGUCCAUUUACCUGCUCAGAUUCCACAAUGAUGGGCGCAUGUUGGACAUCUUUCAGCGACUCACAGCCAGUGAGGGGACUUACUUUGUGCCUCAAGACAUGGAGCUGUCCAAUCAGGAACUGAGCUACAUUGUCAAGAAGGCAGAGCAGUGGAGGGGCUUCAACGGAGAGAGGCGAAAGGUGGCCGUUUAUGACUAUAUCUGGACAGAAGAGGACCCCUUAGUGGGCGCUGCAGCACCAGGUGAUGGCCAGCUGAGGGAGGGUGCCAUCCUACCAGAGGGCGAGAUCAGCACCCAUGUGGCUGUUCAUACCCUGUACUUAAGCGGGCUCAAACAAAGAUACAGGCAAUUCUUCCGACAAGCAGACGGAGCUAUUAUUGAGGUGAUUGGUGACAUGGAGGGGGUGGACAAUGCGACGAGGAUGGUACCCUCAGGUCAGGCCUCUGCUAAACAGACGGAGGACAAGGAAGGCACAAGUGCUACCCACCAGCUCCGAAAACGGAAGAAACUUUUUGGACGGUCUCACCGUGUAGAGCCAGUUGGAAGUGGGUGUUACUCCAGUUUUGCACUGCAAGAUCUCAGCCAAUGACAACAAAGUAAACUCAAAGAUACGUCAGUUUGACUUGAGGUUCUCUGUACAUAAAAGCAGUUGAUAUGUUGUGUGAAAAAUUGGAGGAUUGUUUAGUGUUUUAUGUACAUAUUAAUUCUAUCGUUAUCUAAUCAGCUGUUAUUUCUAUACUAACAAUGCAUGUGUACACAGUAAAUAAGGAUGAAAAGAAUGUACUUAUAACUGUCAAAGUAUAAAUGUUAGAAGCCAAAUAUUGACUCAUCUUAUAACAAGGAAAAAAUGUGGUGCUAUUAGUUAUGUUGCUCAUGCACACAACUUGUAACCUAAUAAACAAUGUUCAGCAA